Bombus huntii is the source of this 840-nucleotide messenger RNA. RefSeq lists its product as uncharacterized. NCBI's taxonomy places the organism in Eukaryota, Metazoa, Arthropoda, Insecta, Hymenoptera, Apidae. The record is from RefSeq and is a predicted model, not a curated record. The transcript has a single exon. The coding region runs from base 1 to 840 and encodes 279 amino acids.
AUGUGGACAGAAAUUGAGAAGAUAAACGAGGCAAUACCAAAGAAGAGAGUAAGGAUAAGGAACUGGAGCAUAGGAGAAAAGUUAUGGUGCGAUAAGGAAUGGAAAGCAAGGAAAAGGGAGAUAAGAAGGAAAAUGACAAAAUUCAGGAAAGGAAAAUGCAGCAGAGAAGAAUUCAUAGAGGAGAAGAAGGCAUUUAAACAGUGGUGUAAACAAAGAAAUGAGAAGCAGGAAGAGGAAGAAAUGGAGAAAAUCAACAAGAUCAAAACAGAGCAAGAAGCAUGGAAAUACAUAAAUAAAUAUAGAAGAAGAAAAGAGGUUAUAGACGAAGAUAUAAGGGAAGAAGAGUGGAAAAAUUACUUUAUGGAAAUGUUAGAGGGGACAGAAAGCAAAGAGGACAGAAGAAUAGAAGGAUGGAGAGCGGAGGAGGAAUCAAAGGAGGAGAGAGAAGAUAACAUAGAGAAGGAAGAGGUGAUAUUCCAAAUCAGAAACUUGAAAGAGAAAAAAGCAACGGGGGGAGAUGGCUUGGAAAACGAGGUAUGGAAGUAUGCGCCGAAGGAAGUGGGGGAAGCGUUAUGGGAGAUGCUAAGAAAAAUAUGGAAUGGAAAGGGGAUACCUGAAGACUGGAGAAAAGGCGUAAUAUGUCCGAUUUACAAGAAGGGGGACAAGGGAGCAGUGAAGAGCUACAAAGGGGUCACGUUAAUGGACACGGCAUAUAAGAUUUAUGCAGGAAUUCUGGACGAGCGGCUGAAGAUGGAGAUCGAAGACAAGCUGGGAGAGAGCCAAUUCGGGUUUAGGAAAGGAAGAGGAGUGAUAGACGCAGUGUACGUAUUGACCACAUAA